UGCAGCCAUUAGGAGCCGGUGGCAGGAACACGCUUCAUUUGCAGCGCACGGACGAUGCCGCCGCGUCCACGCCGCGCGGAUCGCACACACGCGCGGAAUCAUCCCCGGUAGCCGCGCUUAUGUAAUCAAUACAUCGGGGGUUUUGGAAAGCGGCGUCUCGCGGAUUCUCGCCCUUCGUCUUGAUGGAAAACGCCGCGCCACCAUAUGCUCCCGCAGCCGAUGACAAGCCAUUGGUGCUGAUGCGACGCGUGUGAUGGUUGCAGUGGGACGGAUAUCCCUUAAUUUUUAUCCAAUAGGCGUCCUCAGGUCUUCUUCUUCUUCUUCUCCUUUCGCAGGACGCUCCCGCACCUCUCCGCGCUGACCUUAUCGGCAGUGCUGUGAAUUGGGCAGCAGCUGCUUGUCAUGUGUGUGCGCGGAUCUUCAUUUCAAAGACAACGAUGAUGCGCGUAAAGACGCAUCCAGGCGGCGAGAUCCGGAAGAAUUAGCGCACUUUGGUUUUUUUUAUCCUUUUGGUUUUCUCUUUUUGUGGGGGAUUUUUAUUUUUUUUUGGAGGGGGGCAGAAAAGAGGAAACCACCAGUGGGAGUCAAUUUUGGACUGUGACUGGUUUUGGACGGGGGGGUGCUGGGAGAGAGAGAGAGAGAGAGAGAGAGAGAGAGAGAGAGAGGAGAGAGAGAGAGAGAGGAAAAGGGGCCUUUACAGACUUGAUCCCCCCCAAUGUGAAACUCUGCAGGAUUUCCUCCUCCUCAGUCCAGAGGAAUAUCUCCAGGUUCCAGGCACCAGGCCACUGCUGCUGCUGCUGGUCAUCCGAGGAAAGGGGGGGGUGGGGGGUGUGGAGGUUUUCACCGUGCACAUCCGAGGGAAUCGUGGCGGCACCGCAGAUCCGCGCAACUCUUUCUGAAUGUUUGGCAUUUUUUCGCAUGCGAGCGUCCUGACUUGUGGCGGAGGGAGACGCGGACUGCAGCAGCCUCCAGGUCCCUUUUCACAUGGAGAUUUGUGCCUCGGUCACGGCGCAGCGGAUCUUGGAAACGGGGACCGGGGCCCUGCUGCUGAUUUUCCCCGCACUGCUCUCAACCUCGACUUCAUUUAUUCGAGAAAAUGCAGAACACAAACAGCCGAUGAACUAUGAAUGCUGAACACAAUGAUCUCCUCCCUCCAGCGCCAGACAAUGAGAGGUCGUAGGCUGAAGGGGGCGCUGUCCAACCCCCUCUUUGUGCUGCUGUUGGCCCUUCAGAUCCUGGUGGUGGCCGGGCUGGUUCGUGCUCAGACCUGCCCGUCCGUCUGCUCAUGCAGUAACCAGUUCAGCAAGGUCAUAUGCACCCGCCGAGGUCUACGGGACGUCCCCGAUGGCAUUUCCACCAACACUCGCUACCUGAACCUCCAGGACAACCUCAUCCAGGUCAUCAAGGUGGACAGUUUUAAACAUCUGCGCCAUCUGGAGAUCCUGCAGCUGAGCAAGAACCACAUUCGCAACAUUGAAAUUGGUGCCUUCAAUGGGUUAGCCAGUCUCAACACUUUGGAGCUCUUUGAUAAUCGGCUCACGACAAUCCCCAAUGGAGCAUUCGAGUACUUGUCCAAGCUGAAGGAGUUGUGGCUCCGGAACAACCCCAUUGAAAGUAUACCAUCAUAUGCCUUCAAUCGAGUCCCCUCGCUUCGAAGGCUAGAUCUAGGUGAGCUCAAACGUCUCUCCUACAUUUCAGACGGAGCUUUCAAGGACUUAAGCAACCUGCGCUACCUGAACCUGGGAAUGUGCAACCUCAAGGAGAUUCCCAACAUUUUACCGUUGGUCAGGCUCGAAGAACUAGAAAUGUCAGGAAACCAGCUCGCUGUUGUCAAGCCCAGCGCAUUCACGGGAUUAGUGAACCUCCAGAAGCUGUGGAUGAUGCAUGCCCAAAUCCAAACUAUCGAGAGGAACUCAUUCGAUGACCUGCAGUCAAUGGUGGAGCUCAACCUGGCUCACAACAACCUCACCUUUCUACCACAUGACCUCUUCACGCCAUUGCAUCGCCUGGAGCGGGUCCACCUCCAUCACAACCCUUGGAACUGCAACUGUGAUAUCUUGUGGCUCAGCUGGUGGCUGAAGGAAACUGUACCUGCCAACACCAGCUGCUGUGCACGUUGCCAUUCUCCUUCAGCUUUUAAAGGUCGCUACAUUGGGGAACUGGACCACAGCUACUUCCAGUGCGAUGUCCCCGUCAUCGUGGAGCCACCCAGUGACUUGAAUGUGACAGAGGGAAUGGCUGCGGAGCUUAAAUGUCGUACGAGCUCGUUGACGUCCAUCAGCUGGCUCACACCAAAUGGCUCAUUGGUGACACACGGGGCUUACAAGGUGCGUUUGUCUGUACUCAAUGACGGGACACUGAACUUUACUAGCGUCACAAUGCAGGACACUGGGACGUACACCUGUAUGGUCAGUAACACAGCAGGCAACAUUUCCGCCUCUGCUGUCCUUAAUGUUACUUCCGUGGAAAACAGUGGUGUGACCUAUUUCACCACAGUCACCGUGGAGACCAUUGAGACACCAGGGGACGAUAGCCAAACGCCGUAUCCCCCGUUCGGCUGGACGUCCUCGACAACAAAAGGAACUCCUGUGUCCACGAGGACCACAGAGCGGACUUACACCAUUCCAGUUAUUGAUCUGGAUGGAGAGGGAGCCCUCAACGGCCUGGACGAAGUGAUGAAAACCACCAAGAUUAUCAUCGGCUGCUUCGUGGCCAUCACGCUCAUGGCUGCCGUUCUCCUGGUUAUUUUCUACAAGAUGAGGAAGCAGCAUAACCAGCAGGAUCCCGAUGGCCCGGCCUCCUCUAUGGAGGUCAUUACUGUUGAAGAAGAGCUUGCAGGGGUUGCAGCCAUGGAGAGACACCUAUCGCUGCCCCCUCUGGAGCACUACAACCACUACAACACCUACAAGAGCACUUACCACCACCCGUCCAUGCUCAGCACCAUACACAGCUCUGCCACACAGGAACCUUUACUGAUUCAAGCCUGCUCAAAAGACAAUGUACAAGAGACCCAAAUCUGAUCUUGUGUUUGAACAAAUAUCCAGUAUCAGCAGUUUCAUACAAGUACAAUGGACCAAAACACGACGACAAAAGAAAAAUCAAAAUGACAUUGACUUGACAGGGUUGAUGUCGAUAAUAGCGAUAAAUCAGCAUUUGGCAAAGGGACAACGCGCGAUACUUUAACAAGUGUCUUUACAAGAACAAAGAUUAUUUAUUAAAAAUAUGUCUAGUGACUAAAUGAAGAAAAACAAUUUGUGAUAGCUUUUUAGCUCAUUUUAUUUCUCUCUCUCUCUCUCUCUCUCUCUCUCUCUCUCUCUCUCUCUCUCUCUCUCUCUCUGUGUGUGUAAUACUGCACAAGGGAAAGAAUGGUUCACUGAAGGCGAAUAUGGAAUUCAUCGUCUACAUCUCGUGUGAAACCCAAUGCAGAAAUUGGCCUUAUUCUACAAUUAAAACAGUGCUAUAAAUGUAAUAGUUUGAUUUGAGUAAUUAUUAUUUGGUAGAAAUGCAUUGCUCUAGUCGAGAGAAGCAUUUAUUUCCCGGCUGUUGGACGAAUCUUGUCCAGUUUAGCAGAGGUUUAUGAGACAAAACAUAAAAUGGGUUUAUUUUCGUCGCCAUUAUUUUCUAGCUGUCAUUCAAACACAAAAUGGGAUCUUUUAAUGACACAGCUCCGGAUGAUAUCACAGUGAAGCCAGCAUGCCUGAGGAGCAACGCAGCCAAAUGAGUAAAUGUGCAUUUCCCCCGUGGCUCCUAAACAACAGACAUAGAUCCUUCACUUUAAUUAAGAUUAAGUUUUUGCUCCCACUCCUCCUCCUACAUUUUCUUUAUGCUUCUACAGUCACUCUGUCUUUCUUUCCACUCCUCUAUUCCAACUCCGAAAUUCUCCAUCUUCCCCGUCUGCCCUUGUUCUGCUGCCUCCUCACUCUCUCUUCCUCCAUGUCCCCAUUCUCCUUUGAUUGUCUCUCUGUCACUUUGCUCAGGCAGGUUCCUCAACCCUUCGCCAUGUCUCAUUUGUCUCGCUUUAUCCGUCGGCGUGUGCCGCACGACGGCAGAAUAUUGCUUGGGAAAAUGAAGGGGAGCAUAAGGCUGCAGUCUGCAGCCUCCCUGUUAACCCAGCAAUGAUCUACGUCCACUCAGCGUCGUGUUACCUUGCCAUCACCCCAGGGUCACACAAGCUUGGGCGCUGAUAGUCCAUCUGUUAGUACAGAUAAAGAGGCAAAUGAGGCUGCUUUGUAAUGUAGUGUGACCCUGUCAGACUAACACAGACAGGGCGAACAUAGGCAGUGAAGCAGCUAGAAACCUGCAAAAAAUAAGGGGAGAUGGGUUAUAGCUCAUUAAUCUGUAUCAGCAGUUCAUUUGCAGACUAACAGACGAAAGCUGAUAACAAAACAGCAUGAGACUUUUCCACUCUCCCUGUGCCUCACAUCUAACGGGGGGGGGGCGGAGGCCUUUGAUAUUGAAGCGACCCCUGUUCCGUCUCAUUUUUGUCCGAGAAAACACACACACUUUGAUGUUGCAUCAUUUAUAGACCAUCAAAACAUUGUCUCUGCUGUAGUCUGUUGACGCUUUGCUUUUUUUCCAUUUAGUCUUUCAAAGAGGGAGGCUUACGGAAGG
Hippoglossus stenolepis (Pacific halibut) is the source of this 4611-nucleotide messenger RNA. RefSeq names its product leucine rich repeat containing 4C, genome duplicate b (gene lrrc4cb). Gene Ontology annotation, biological process: modulation of chemical synaptic transmission; synaptic membrane adhesion; regulation of axonogenesis. The transcript is spliced from 2 exons. The record is from RefSeq and is a predicted model, not a curated record. NCBI's taxonomy places the organism in Eukaryota, Metazoa, Chordata, Actinopteri, Pleuronectiformes, Pleuronectidae. The coding region runs from base 1128 to 3020 and encodes 630 amino acids. Gene Ontology annotation, cellular component: plasma membrane; glutamatergic synapse; postsynaptic density membrane. Gene Ontology annotation, molecular function: cell-cell adhesion mediator activity.